This is a messenger RNA of Puma concolor (puma), 2862 nucleotides long. Lineage: Eukaryota; Metazoa; Chordata; Mammalia; Carnivora; Felidae. The record is from RefSeq and is a predicted model, not a curated record.
AUGGAAAAGCAAAAGCCUUUUAAAUUGUUCGUACCACCAAGAUUAAGUAGCAGUCAAGUAUCUGCAGUGAAACCUCAGAAUUUGGGAGGAGAUUCUAAUUUCUUCAAGAGUUUCAACAAAUGUAUUGAAGAUGAUUUUGGCUUUCCAUUUGCAAUGACUAAUCUCUCCAAAAAUGGGGAAAACGUUGAUUCAGAUCCUGCUUUACAAAAAGUUAAGGUUUUGCCCAUGCUUGAACAGGUUGAUAACUCUGACAGUUGUCACUACCAGGAAGGACUAAAAGACUCUGAUUUUGAGAAUUCAGAGCCAAUGAGCAGACUGUAUUCAAAACUGUAUAAGGAGGCUGAAAAGAUCAAGAAGUGGAAAGUGAAUAUAGAAUUUGAAUUGAAGCAGAAAGAAAAUAAGUUGCAAGAAAAUAGAAAGAUAAUUGAAGCACAGCGGAAAGCCAUUCAAGAACUACAGUUUGAAAAUGAAAAAGUAAGUUUGAAAUUAGAAGAAGGAAUUCAAGAAAAUAAAGAUUUAAUAAAAGAGAAUAAUGCUACAAGGCAUUUAUGCAAUUUACUCAAAGAAACCUGUGCCAGAUCUGCAGAAAAGACAAAGAAAUAUGAAUAUGAACGGGAAGAAACUAGGCAAGUAUAUGUGGAUCUAAAUAAUAACAUUGAGAAAAUGAUAAUAGCUUUUGAGGAACUUCGUGGGCAAGCUGAGAAUUCCAGAUUGGAAAUGCAUUUUAAAUUAAAGGAAGAUCAUGAAAAAUUCCAACACCUUGAAGAGGAAUAUAAGAAGGAAGUACAUGACAAGGAAAAGCAGGUAUCACUACUAUUGCUCCAAAAUACUGAGAAAGAAAAUGAAAUGAAAAAUUUGGUAUUUCUGCUGGAGGAAUCCAGAGAUAAAGUUAAUCGAUUAGAGGAAAAGACAAAAUUACAGAAUGAAAACUUAAAAGAAUCAAAUGAGAAGCAGGAUCAUUUGACAUCAGAACUAGAAGAUACUAAAAUGUCUUUGCAAAGAAGUGUGAUUACUCAGAAGGCUUUAGAGGAAGAUUUACAGGUAGCAACAAAAAAAAUAUAUCAGCUCACUGGAGAAAAAGAAACUCAGAUGGAAGAAUUUAAUAAAGCUAAAGCUGCUCAUUCAUUUGUGGUUACUGAACUUAAAACUUCUGUCUGCAGCUUGAAAGAAUUAUUGACAACAGAACAGCAAAGAUUGGAAAAAAGUGAAGAUCAAUUGAAAAUACUUACCAUGAAGCUUCAGCAGAAAUCAAGUGAACUCGAAGAGAUGACUAAGCUUAAAAAUAACAAAGAAGUAGAACUUGAAGAAUUGAAGAAAAUCUUGGUAGAAAACCAAAAGCUUUUAGAUGAAAAGAAACAAUUUGAGAAGAUUGCUGAAGAAUUAAAAGGAACACAGCAAGAACUGACUGGUCUUCUCCACACCAGAGAGAGAAAAGUGCAUGAUUUGGAAGUACAGUUAACUGCCAUUGUGACAAGUGAGCAACAUUAUUCCAGACAGGUUAAAGAGCUGAAAACUGAACUUGAAAAUGAGAAGCUUAAGACUACUGAACUAAAUGCAAGCUGCAACAGGCUUUCACUGGCGAACAAAAAAUUAGCACAAGAAACAAGUGAAAUGGCCCUAGAACUCAAGAAACAGCAAGAAGAUACUGAUAAUAGCAAAAAGAAAGAAGAACGGAUGUUGAAACAAAUAGAAAAUAUGGAAAAAACUGAAACACAAUUAAGGAAUGACCUGGAAUCUGUGCGAGAAGAACUAAAGCAGAAAGGAGAUGAAGUUAAAUGUAAAUUGGACAAGAGCGAAGAAAAUUGUAACAAUUUAAGGAAACAAGUUGAAAAUAAAAGCAAGUGUAUUGAAGAACUCCAGCAAGAGAACAAGGCCUUAAAAAAAAAGGGUACAGCAGAAAGCAAGCAACUGAAUAUUUAUGAGAUAAAGGUCAAUAAAUUAGAGUUAGAACUAGAAGUUGCCAAACAAAAAUUUAAAGAAAUGACUGACAUCUAUCAAAAAGAAAUUAAAGACAAAACGAUAUCAGAAGAAAAUCUUUUGGAAGAGGUUGAGAAAGCAAAAGUAAUAGCUGAUGAAGCAGUAAAAUUACAGAAAGAAAUUGAUAAGCGAUGUCAACAUAAAAUAGCUGAAAUGGUAGCACUUAUGGAAAAACAUAAGCACCAAUAUGAUAAAAUAGUUGAAGAAAGAGACGCAGAAUUAGGACUUUAUAAAAGCAAAGAACAAGAACAGUCAUCAAUGAAGGCAUCUUUGGAAAAACUCAAAAAAGAGACCAAAGAAAACACAGUUCUUCUCAAAGAAAAAAAAGACAAGAAAACACAGACAUCUCUGUUGGAAACACCUGAAACUCAUUAUUGGAAGUUUGAUUCUAAAGUAGCUCCUUCACAAAAUAUAUCCAGAAACAUCACAUCAGCGGACAAUGGCAAAUCCAGAGACAAAAGAGACUAUUUGUGGACAUCUGCCAAAAGUACUUUAUCCACACCAUUGCCAAAGGCAUAUACUGUGAAGACACCAACGAAACUAAAAAUUCAGCAGAGAGAAAGCAAGAAUAUACCUACCGAAGAAAGUAAUAAAAAAAGAAAAAUGGUCUUUGAGUUUGAUAUUAACUCGGAUAGUUCAGAAACUACUGAUCUUUUGGGCAUGGUAGCAGAAGAAGAGACAUCGAAAAAACUGUACAAGACUAAUAAUCCACCAACUCCUCAUCUUUGUGUCAGAACACCAAAACAGACCCCUUCAUCUCUAACAACCCCUGGAUCUACACUGAAGUUUGGAGCUAUGAGGAAAAUGAGGGAAGAUCGUUGGGCUGUAAUUGCCAAAAUGGAUAGGAAAAAAAAACUAAAGGAUGCAGAAAAGCUAUUUGCUUAA